UUCGCAGCACCUCGGAGCGCGCUACGGUGCGCAGGCGCUCGAUUCUCAGAUCUCGCAGUGGUUCGCAGUCGCCCCGUCGCGCUUUGUUUAUGGCGACGGAGAUGGAGACGCCGAAGCGCCGCGGAUUUUGACAGGCUGGUCGAGUCCGGUCGCGGCGCCCGUCGUGAGUGCAGCGUCUUGAGAGGUUAGGUCGCGCUUCGCCGCGGACAAUGGCUCUCCGAGGACGCGGAGCGUCCACGCGAUAUCUUCCUCACCCUGCUUGAGGAACCCCUGGUGCGAUGUCCUGGAACGCAAGUAGAAACCCACGCUGAGAAAACCAGGUUUAAGGCGCGGGAAGAUCCAAGAAAAAGUCUCGAAAAGUCGACAUUCGCCGGAAUAUUGCGUAGCGUCUUCCAAGAACUCGCAACGCGUGUUCGAACUUCGAGGAAGGAUUUUCUGAGGAGCUGGAGAUUGGAAGAUAGAGUUUGCAAUGUCUUAUACAAAUUUCGGAGACGCAUAGAAUAUUUAUGAAAAAUAUUCUGAAUUGGAGGAUGCUUCUUUGUUUCGGAGCAACCAAUGAGCUUGAGGAAUAUGGAAUAGUGCAACGAUCGAUGAAAGAUUGGAUGUAAUUUACAUAUCUGCUGGAGUAGCGUCGGCUGAUGGUGGAAAUAAAAGAAUUCGUUGUAAGGCAGUGGGAAAUAAUUAUUUCUUGACAACUCGAGGGAACGCAUUACUCGUCGCUACAUGUGCCUUGAAUUUUCUGAAGCGUCGACAGGUCUUAGUUCAAUAUGGAAGCGCUGCGUUUAGCCAUUCAGACCCGUCUCGGGGAGAGGAUGGUCAGCAUGAGCUCCAUGCUCGUGGAAACAGUCAGCAUAAAUUAUGAAGAUUUCAAUGAGAGUUUCCUAACGUGUGGCACUUGCCUCUGUGUUUACGACGGUAGCGAACAUACUCCAAAGUUACUGCCAUGCUCCCAUACGGUAUGUUUGCACUGCCUAACCAGGAUCGCCGCCUCACAGACCCGAGAAGCAGGAGCUUUCCGUUGCCCGAUCUGUCGCGAGUUGAUAACAAUUCCUCGUGGUGGUGUUCCUGCCUUACCUCCGAGUUUUCUCGUGAAUCAGCUUCUAGAUCUCAUGUCUAGGCAACGUCGGGAGGUGAUCCCAAAAUGUUCCGUGCACAUAAACCAGGAAUUGCUUUUUUGCGAGACAUGUGAUACAGUAUUUUGUACGGUAUGCACAGGCGGAAGUCAUUCUGGCACGUCACCAGGCUGCACCGAACACACUAUCAUCCCGUUUAGCAUCGCUAUCAAAAGAAUGUCUGAGAUAUUGCUUUACAAAGCGAACGAGUGCAUAUCCAAGCUGACGCAGGCACAAGAAUCGGUGGGUGCUGAACUUCGGCGUUUAGAAACAGCCACCGAGAAAUGUCUGACUGCCGUCGACACGGAGUUUGCAGAAAUAAUCGCAAAGGUCGAGAGACGGCGCGCUGAGCUGCAGGCUGCUGUCACCGAAGCUGCCAGAGACAAGAAACACGUCCUGGAGGAACAGCACGCGUUAAUCGAGGCUGAGAAAAAUAAGGUCGAGAGAGAAUGCGAUGGUCUGCAGUAUCAGGUCGAGGUGCGAAACAUCACUCAGCGGAUUGGAAGCUUGUCCGACCAGCUCGACGCUGCUGUUGCUCUAAGUGAACCCAGAGAGAACGCUUUUAUCACGGCAGAGUUCAGUCAUAACGACGCUCUGGCGGAAUUCGAACGAGCUUUGAAUAUAUUUGGACGAGUACGGUCUAGUACUACACUGCCAGGUCUCUGUCGGGCAAAGCUGAAGGAUCCAGCAGUCGCCAAGUUGCAGGCAGCAGCGAUCGUCGAAACGGUGGAUUAUCAUGGUCACCCCCGAAACGCGGGGGGCGACCCCAUCGCCGCGGAGCUCACCCUGGCUGAUGGCAUUAAUUCCGAGGUCCAGAACAAUCAAGUCGAGGUGGAGGUGAAGGACUUGGACAACGGCAUGUACGAGGUGCUCUUCAGGCCACCCUCGGCCAAUCGUUACGUCCUGAAAGUGUCCGUCUUCGAGCGACCUAUAAAAGACUAUCCGCUAUUCUUCGACGCCACCGAGCACAACGAACCUGUGAAAAUAUACGGAAGACGCGGCCAUGGGAAGGACGAGUUUCAUCAACCAGUCGCGGUGGCGGUUGAUGAUAAUGGGACUAUCUAUGUCGUGGACACCGGGAACUCCCGAAUCAAGGUACUUGACGAGAAACUGGAAUUCCAGAGACAUAUAGUGAACGAAGGGUUGGAAGGACGAAGUUGCACGGGAAUCGCCGUCUCGGAACAGGGGCUGGUGGUUGUGAACUGGAGAACGAGGACCGUUACCGAAAUGACGCUCCAUGGAGACACUAUCAGGUCUUUCUCCCACAACGCGUUUCAGGAGCCCAUUGACGUAGCGGUGGACAGAAGCUACGGACACGUGCUGGUGGCGGAUAAUGGACAGAGCUGCGUGUUCGUCUUCGACUCGGAUGGAAAAGUCCUCUUCCAGGUCGGGAAAAGAAGCGUGUUCAAGCUGAUCAGCUCCGUGACCGUCGGCCCGGCUGGGGAGAUCCUGGUCGCGGAUUCGCGAAUUCAGGUGUUCUCCGCUAAAGGCGACUUCUCGGAGGAGAUCUAUGCAGAAGGGAAAGGCAAAGGCAGGUACGGAGGCAUAGCCGUGGACGCGGACGGCAGAGUACUUGCAUCCCGUUGUGAUAAGGGUCGCACUAUCAUACAAGUCCUCAAGUUAGGGGGCGGCGCAGUCUUGACCGAGAUCGAUUCUCACAGCUCGAAGUUACGUCGACCAUCCGGAAUAGCCGUGCUGCCCGACAACCAUCUGGUAGUGGUCGACCUGGGAAACGACUGUGUCAAGAAGUACAGAUACUGGUAAUCGUAAUCUACCGUACCCGUGCUCCGUUAAUCGCGCAACUCCAGCAUAUUGUUGGGGCGGACCUUCGACAAACGUGGAACGCCGUACAGAUGAUAAAAAGAAAAAGGUGAUCGCUUAUAUUAAUUUAAAUUUAGUUCUUAUUCGGUACCACUUUGUACCGACCACUGAUAGCGGUUCUUCACUCGACUCCGUUUAUAUCCCGCGGAUGAGGUCGAAGAACGGCAACCAGAGACCCGAUUCUCGAAUUUAUGCGAUCAACUUUCGCAUGGGAAAUUAAUAGUUUCGUGUACGGUUUUCAGACGUUGAUCAAUGACGCGGCUUUGCAACGAUGCAACAUCCUUUUAUGCGAAACUAUUCGUAAUAUGCGAUAAUGAAAAUCCGUGUUAACUCGAGAAUCGGGUCGCUGGGAACGAUCCAGCAAGUCGUCGAUCGACCGUUGCUACCGUUACAUGACAUUACUUUGUAAACGUACAUUGUCGCACUCGUCCUCGAGGAGUCUGAGAGUUAAGUUGAAGUCUUAAUCGGAGGUGAACACUCGCACAGCUCGCUCGAGGUAACUGGCUGUGAACGUUGUUCAUUGAGCAAAAAAUACUAAAUCUAAUCGUUUUCUAGAAACCGUCGAAGUCUCUCUCGGUAUGUCGAGGCGCAAUCGUUUCCUGCAACGCGAGUACUCCUCAAAACCGUUCCGCUUGCUUGUAAACGCUUUUCGCGUUAAUGAGCGUGCCGAUCUAGAGUAACUACAAGUGAGAUUUUUGUUUUUUUUUUCUUUUCUUAGUUAUUGAUAACCGAUCGGAUGACAGUGGAAAAUGGAGCGUUGCCGAUUGUCUUUCUCUCGUUUCUCGUAAGCGUAGAACGGUUAUCGGGGGUUUCGGUUCUUUUAGACGUCCACUUAUGACGUUCACUUGUUGACGAUAGGUUUAAGGAUGCGCGAAGUCACGAAACAAGCACUGCCUUUUUUGAAAAUUUUCAAAGCACACGGGCAAUGUUUAAGGCACUCGAGUAACGAGCUCGGCCUCUUGCCGGAUAAUAGACCUGUUAAAUAGACUUCUUUCCGGCCCGUCUAAUGAAUCGCCUGAUAAAGGUGUCCAGAGGGAGAAUUUCUGUCGGAAAUGUCUCACUGACAGGCUUUUUAGUUCACGUUUCUCCUCGCCGGGCAUGUUCAUCACUUUGAAUGGACGAAACGCUCUAAUCUAUAGACAAGGUAGACACGUGACAAUUAAGCGCAACAUUCCUACGACUUUGUCGAGACACGUGGAUAACUAAUUUCAGGAAUCAAACGCCACUUUAAUAUGUCACGACUGCACGAGUAUCCAAGAGUUACUCCUUUAUUGUUGACACGUUUGGUAUUUACCUAGGGCCACGGUCACCAUUGCCAUUUUAAAACGAGAGACGCGGAGGUUAAUUGUUGUAACAUAAGAAGAAGAAGAAGAAAAAAGAAAAGAGGACUGUUAGAUAGAACUUAAGGGCGUAAGAAUUGUACAUAUAUUUUUCUCAGUAUUAUUACAUAGCGCAAUUCCUAGCGUAACGAUUGUACGAUAACGCCGAACCUUAAUUGAUGCUGCUUGCUCGUUGUUAAGCACACUUCUACAUUGAAUGGCGAUCGGUCGGAUCGCUUUGACAUUACGUUGUACAUAAAUUGUAUGAAAAUGGACUAGUCUUCUAGGGAAACAACUCGGCGAGUUGUGAAUGGCCUUGAAAUCAGUUCUCAAAGGGGCGAAGAGCUCCUCUUCGGGGGGCUUCGCCUCGAGAUAACGUCGUUUUUAGACCUUAUCGGUACUCUGUUGUGUCCAUCCAAUGUAUUUUCUAGACCUUAAGGCGGAUAAGAGUCCACGCACGGCAGAGUAUUACUUAAGAAAAAAAAAAAAAACCCCUUUACACGUAACGUUAACGUUCACUCGUGUUUUUCUUCCUCUUUUUUUCCCCUUUUUGUUGUUUUAUCUUCGCCUUUUUGUAGCCACUUUUUUAAGAAACGUUCGCUUAAACUUAGUCUAUCGUAAUGUGUCAUACAACGCAUUAAGCAGCGUUUAUUGUCGAACUGAAAGGACGAGGGGGGAGGGGAGUGGAGAAUGGGAGGGGAGGAAAUCGAAAGAGAAAUCACUUGAUACUUCGAAGUACCAAAGUCGAUUGCGAAGUUUCGACUCGGUACGUGUACACGUUAUUUGUGAGCAAGACCGAUUAAACCUGUUUUAUAAUUUUCAUCUGCGUGACUCAUGAUUUGAACGUCGAAUUAGAGAAUUAGCCGUUUUCGCCGAGAUUCUCGGCAGCUCCACGGCUUGAAUACUCAUUUACUGGACUAGAAACAUUGGUUCGUUCAUGUCUUCGUUAUGUACGAGACAUUCCAGGGCGCAUUUUGUACAACAAUCUCUGUAGACGCAGGUGCAAACUCCAAAAGUUACGCUUGGACCUACGAAUUUUCUUUUCACUCGGUAGAAAAUUUCUUUUCGAGGAAAAAACAAGAUGGCCGCGAUUGGUGUGCACGUAACUCGUGUCCCGGUACUAAUAGUCUGCGUAACAAUUAAUUCCGAGCUGGUACUAAUCUCGCGAAACGUUCGAAAAGCGACGUAAGUACCCUCGAACGUGGUUUACGUACUUUUCUUGGUUUAUUUCUUGACAUGAACUGUUGAAACGUCGCCGACCGAUGUUCAUAGGCUCGAACCAGCGGAUCGUCGCAAAGCGUAGCAAUAUUUGUUAAACGAUAUUCCUUAACGAUGACCCGAUUGUCGAGAAUUCCUGGAGAUUGGAAAUUGAAAGCGUGAGCUUUUCGUCCCAUGGCCUCGAAGAACUUACUCGAAGGAGAGAUCGUUAAACGCGCGUACAAUCGAUCCCUUACGGUGAUGUCAAAGGGCCAUUCUAUAUUCAUAAAACGCGAUAUUGUUUAUAAAACCAUUUCUCCAAACUGCACCAAAUAAUCUGAAACUUCAGCAUGUGAUU
This is a messenger RNA of Orussus abietinus, 5807 nucleotides long. RefSeq names its product tripartite motif-containing protein 3. The transcript has 11 exons. NCBI's taxonomy places the organism in Eukaryota, Metazoa, Arthropoda, Insecta, Hymenoptera, Orussidae. Gene Ontology annotation, biological process: protein polyubiquitination; negative regulation of translation; proteasome-mediated ubiquitin-dependent protein catabolic process. Bases 768 to 2876 code for a protein of 702 amino acids. The record is from RefSeq and is a predicted model, not a curated record. Gene Ontology annotation, molecular function: protein binding; translation repressor activity; ubiquitin protein ligase activity.